AUGGGGAAGGGAAGAGCACCUUGUUGUGACAAGUCCAAAGUGAAGAGAGGUCCAUGGAGCCCAGAAGAAGACUUAAAACUCAUUUCUUUCAUUCAACAAUUUGGUCAUGAGAACUGGAGAUCUCUCCCCAGACAAUCUGGUCUAUUGAGGUGUGGGAAGAGUUGUCGUCUAAGGUGGAUUAACUACCUCAGGCCAGAUGUGAAACGUGGCAACUUCACUCCAGAGGAAGAAGAAGCGAUCAUCAAGCUUCACCAGAACUAUGGGAACAAGUGGUCUAAAAUCGCAUCUCAACUCCCAGGAAGAACAGACAACGAGAUCAAGAAUGUGUGGCAUACACAUCUUAAGAAAAGACUGGCUCAGAGCUCAGGAACUGAUCUUAGUGCAGAUGGUCCAGCUUCAUCUUGUUCGAGUGAUUCUGUUUCUCGUGGGAAAGAGGAGGCCAUGUCUCAAGCAGAGGAAAAGACCUCUCAGAACUCUACUACUUCAGUGUCUUCUGGUGGUUCCAACAACUCAAACCAAGAUGAUGAUGAUCUAAAUAUAGGUCUCAUGUUUGAGUAUAGCGAAUUUAACGACAUUAUUCAAGAGGUAGACAAACCGGAUCUCCUGGAGAUCCCAUUUGGUUCAGAUCCAGACAUUUGGAGUUUCUUUGAUGGUUCAAGCUCGUUUGCGAAUGAGAACAGCUCAGCUUCAAGAGCUGAAGAAGAGUCUGAUGAGGAUGAAGUAAAGAAAUGGUUCAAGCACCUUGAAAGCGAACUCGGGUUAGAAGAAGAUGAUGAUGACAAUCAACAGCAUAAACAGGGGAUACAAAAUGAAGAAGAAGAAUCAUCUCUACUGAAGACCUACGAGCUCAUGAUACAUUAA
Messenger RNA from Microthlaspi erraticum, 861 nucleotides. NCBI's taxonomy places the organism in Eukaryota, Viridiplantae, Streptophyta, Magnoliopsida, Brassicales, Brassicaceae. The record is from the annotation of a GenBank genome assembly.